UUUUUUUUUCAUAAUAAUAAUAAUAAUUAACUUCUAAUUGAUCAAAGCUCUGUUUCCUUUCCCCCCUCUUUUUCCCUUACAUUUUCUGCUUUGAUUACUCCUCGAGCCCCAUCUCUCCGGUUCUGCUUUUCACUGGAUCGUUUAAUCGAAGUUUCUGGAAACGAUGUCGUAUUCGGAUUCCGACUCUUCCUCCGGCGCCGGUGACUACAAGAAUUUCAGGCAAAUUAGCCGUGAAAGGUUAUUAUACGAAAUGCUUCGUUCUGCAAAAAUGAAGGAUUCAAAAUCUACUUGGAAGGUGCUAAUCAUGGACAAAGUUACGGUUAAGAUAAUGUCUUACUCUUGCAAGAUGGCUGACAUCACAGCAGAAGGAGUUUCAUUGGUAGAAGAUAUAUACAGACGUAGGCAGCCAUUGCCUUCGAUGGAUGCUAUAUACUUUAUUCAACCAACCAAAGAGAAUGUUACUAUGUUCUUGUCGGACAUGUCUGGAAGGACACCCUUAUACAAGAAGGCAUUUGUUUACUUUAGCUCACCUAUUUCAAGAGAAUUGGUUGCUCACAUCAAGAAGGAUUCAACUGUCUUGCCUCGCAUAGGUGCAUUGAGUGAGAUGAACUUGGAGUACUUUGCAAUAGACAGUCAGGGUUUCAUCACUGAUAAUGGGAAGGCUUUAGAGGACCUUUUUGGUGAUGAGGAAAAUACUCACAAAGGUGAUGUGUGUUUGAAUGUGAUGGCUACCCGCAUUGCUACAGUUUUUGCUUCAUUAAGGGAGUUUCCUUUUGUUCGCUACCGGGCUGCCAAGUCUCUUGAUCCAAUGACCAUGACCACUUUUCGUGAUCUAAUUCCCACCAAGCUGGCAGCUGGAAUCUGGAAUUGUCUAGUGAAAUGUAAAUCAAUUCCUAACUUCCCUCAGAAGGAAACAUGCGAGUUGCUCAUCCUCGAUAGAUCUAUAGAUCAGAUUGCUCCUGUCAUACAUGAGUGGACUUAUGAUGCCAUGUGCCAUGAUCUACUGAAUAUGGAGGGGAAUAAAUAUGUGCAUGAGGUUCCAAGCAAAACAGGAGGCCCUCCUGAGAAGAAAGACGUUCUUUUGGAGGAGCAUGAUCCAAUAUGGCUAGAGCUUCGCCAUGCACAUAUAGCAGAUGCUAGUGAAAGGUUGCAUGAGAAGAUGACCAAUUUUGUAUCAAAGAAUAAAGCUGCACAACUUCAACAUGGUUCAAGAGAUGGCAGUGAACUUUCUACAAGGGAAUUACAAAAAAUGGUUCAAGCAUUGCCACAAUACAGUGAACAAAUUGACAAGCUCUCCCUUCAUGUAGAGAUUGCUGGAAAAAUCAACCGACUUAUCAGGGAUCAAGGACUUCGAGAACUUGGGCAACUGGAGCAAGACCUUGUUUUUGGUGAUGCAGGAAUGAAAGAUGUAAUUAAAUUUUUUACUACAAAUGAGGAAGCAUCUCGUGAAAAUAAGUUGCGUUUGUUGAUGAUUCUUGCGGCUGUUUACCCAGAGAAGUUUGAGGGUGAAAAGGGUCUUAAUUUGAUGAAGUUAGCAAAAUUACCACCUGAGGAUAUGAAUGCUGUGAAUAAUAUGAGAUUGCUUGCACCACCAUCAGAUACCAAAAAAAGUUCAACAGGUGCUUUUUCUUUGAAGUUUGACAUGCAUAAGAAGAAGCGUGCAGCUAGGAAAGACCGCAGUGGUGAGCAAGAAACAUGGCAAUUAUCACGCUUUUACCCUAUAAUAGAGGAGCUUGUUGAAAAACUUAGCAAAGGAGAACUAUCAAAGGAUGAUUAUCCUUGCAUGAAUGAUCCUAGUCCAACUUUCCAUAGUACAUCUCAAGCAGCAUCUAUACAUGAAGCUACAGUUGCUCAUUCCAUGAGAUCAAGGAGGACACCGACCUGGGCUCGGCCUCGGGGCUCAGAUGAUGGAUAUUCAAGUGAUUCGGUACUAAGACAUGCAUCGAGUGAUUUCAAGAAGAUGGGCAAGCGCAUUUUUGUGUUUAUCGUAGGUGGAGGUACAAGAUCUGAGCUAAGAGUCUGUCACAAGCUUACGGGAAAGUUGAACAGGGAAGUAGUUUUAGGCUCCACAAGUCUCGAUGAUCCUCCACAGUUUAUCACGAAACUGAAGCUGCUGACAGCACAUGAAUUCUCUUUGGAUGAUUUGCAGAUAUAAACCUGGUGGAGUAGGAAGCUAGGAAUGCACCUUUUUGCACCAUCCUGAUUUGUAAUCAUAGAUGUCUCAUUUCAUUAAUACGCCAUUUUUUUAACAUUCAAAUCAAUGGAAAAUGUCUGCCUCUUGAUUGCUGUGGCUGUGCCUGUCAAGCCUCGUCAGUAGCGUCACAGUUUUACCUGGCUCUUCGUUCUGGUUGUGUAUUGCAACGGAUGUGCUGGAAGCCACCAAGAAAUUCACCUGUAUUAUAUUAUUGUAAUUGAUAGGAUAUAAUUUUCUGAAUUUUGAAAUUUUAAACAUAGUGAAGCCUAACACCAUUCUGCUUAUGAAAAACUUAAAUGCUUUUAAAUGCCUCCGAAUGUACAAAUCUUGGGCACAACCAUGAUACAAGAGAAUAAUGAUUUGUUAAGAGGAAAGUGGUUUACCGGUGGACAGCAAUGCCUAGCACUGAUUCAAAACUUAAUUUUUAUAAUUUAAUUUCUCCUUUUUUAAUAAGAAACAAUGCUUUUGUAGUUCCUAUUUCUGUUUUGUUUCCAAAAUUAGGUUUCUUUGGAGAAGGCCUGCUUCUUCAAAGCCUUUUGAACGGCAUUGAUUCAACAUUUUAUCCAAAGGAGGCAUUGUCGCGAAGAAUUUCCGAACCAAUUUAAAACAAUGUCGAAAGAUCCAAUUGAACCUUUUACUACAACGGCAAAAAACAAC
This is a messenger RNA of Durio zibethinus, 2851 nucleotides long. RefSeq names its product SNARE-interacting protein KEULE-like. Gene Ontology annotation, biological process: vesicle-mediated transport. Lineage: Eukaryota; Viridiplantae; Streptophyta; Magnoliopsida; Malvales; Malvaceae. The record is from RefSeq and is a predicted model, not a curated record.